UAAAGACCCAUCGCUAAAUCAAAACACUGGUUUGUUGUUUUACCGAAGACCUGAAUUAACAACAAAAUUCCAAAGCUGUGGGCCGUCAACAUGUCGCUUACAAUGCGAAUUUUCAAUGCAUCGCGCAAUGGUCAGCGCAUGUUUGGGACCCAAGGAGCUCGCAUGCUGGCCGCUAAAAGGACCGAGCCCAAAGACAUUGUCGAGGUGCAAAAGGGCUAUGUGUACGUUAACAACAAGGAGCUGAGCAUGGAAUUUGAGGAUAUCACAGAUCGUGCAGCCACCACCAUGUUCUUUGGUGAACUUUUCCGUGGCUUUGGCGUCACUCUAGCCCACAUCUUUAAAGAACCGGCUACUAUUAAUUAUCCAUUUGAAAAAGGUCCAUUGAGUCCCCGUUUCCGUGGCGAGCAUGCCCUUCGUCGCUAUCCCAGCGGCGAGGAGCGUUGCAUUGCCUGCAAGUUGUGCGAAGCUAUUUGCCCCGCCCAGGCUAUAACCAUUGAAGCAGAAGAGCGUGCUGAUGGCAGCAGGCGUACCACACGCUACGAUAUUGAUAUGACAAAAUGCAUCUACUGCGGAUUCUGUCAGGAAGCUUGUCCCGUGGACGCCAUUGUCGAAGGACCCAAUUUUGAAUUCUCCACCGAGACUCACGAGGAGCUGCUGUACAACAAGGAGAAAUUACUGUGCAAUGGGGACAAAUGGGAAUCGGAAAUAGCCUCCAAUCUGCAGGCUGAUCAUUUGUAUCGUUAAAAUUAGAAAGAUUAUUUGUUUAGAACGUUUUUCCAAUUAAAAAGAAAAACCCAGAAUGGGUCUUAAGUGAAGCAAA
Drosophila willistoni is the source of this 820-nucleotide messenger RNA. RefSeq names its product NADH dehydrogenase (ubiquinone) 23 kDa subunit (gene ND-23). Bases 91 to 744 code for a protein of 217 amino acids. Gene Ontology annotation, cellular component: membrane. The record is from RefSeq and is a predicted model, not a curated record. Lineage: Eukaryota; Metazoa; Arthropoda; Insecta; Diptera; Drosophilidae. Gene Ontology annotation, molecular function: NADH dehydrogenase activity; 4 iron, 4 sulfur cluster binding. The transcript has 3 exons. Gene Ontology annotation, biological process: mitochondrial electron transport, NADH to ubiquinone; mitochondrial respiratory chain complex I assembly.